AUGCCGGCGUCUACGGAUGUGUUGUCAGACCUGGAUACGGAUGGUUUGCUCCAGCAUGCCUUGGAUGUUGUCCGGGACAAUUUCUCAUCCGAACAUCUUCCUCAAAGUAUCCACGACUUUCUCCUUCCCAUCAGUGUCGCGACUUGCCAAGGCUUGUUUGCAACCACAACGAUGUUGGCUGCCGCCAUGCCAGCCCUAACAAAUGGUGCUUCGGUAGAGCUGUGGUCUCAGAAACCAUCACCCUUGGCUCUGCUAGCUAUUCAUGUGGCCAAGCCCCAGAAAGGCAAGAGCAGGCUGCACAACGCUCUCGAAAUGCUGUUCGAGCAAGCCGAUGUAUGUGUCCAGCAGUUGGCCACAGAGCAUGGCAAAACCUUGCGGGGGGACACAGAAGGCGAUGCCGCAGUACCAUUCGUGGCAAAAUCCGUCAGUGUCCAGAGUGUCACUAUGUCUGAGUUUUUCUAUCGGUGCAGCACUGAUUUUCCUCAAAUUGAGUAUGGCACCAAGAAAGACAAAGACACUGCCCGCUUGUGGUAUGGACAGGCAUGGAAUUUGGACGAAGCCUACGAAAUGCUGGAGAGCUUGAGCCUUUUGGGUUGCCCUGGCGACAAGGCCCGCUCCGGAGCAGUCAACCCGCAUGCUUCCACCUUGAAUACUCUGAUCCAACGCGGAAAGACCAAGAGGGCAACGAGAACAUCCACCACGUAUGAAGGGAACAGUUCUCAACACAUCAGCCUCAGCAUCUUGGGCAAUGCCCACCCUUCGAAAAUCAUUGCGAUGGAGCGGGGCCUACAAGGACAGCACACUGCCGCAACAAAGGAGAGAUUCCUGCUGUGUGUUGACCACAGCGUUGCUCGCCAUGAUGCUCUCCCUCAGAGCAUGUUGGAUGCUGAUCCUGAAUUACCGCAGUGGACCUGGCUUCCACUCACUCCUUUGCAGGCCACUAUUUUCGGGUGGACUGAUGUUGUGGGGAAUCCAAGCUACUUCAGCGACAAGGCGGACGUGGCUGAUGAGAAGCAUGGGGAGGAAGGCUUUCCCAUGACUUUGCCAGAUGGGGUUCCUUCGCGUGUUCGCUUCGUGGCCAUUGCUGGAGGGGGCUUGCAGACAGAAUUUCGCAUUUCUGGGCGCUGGCACAUGCAAGACCCUACCAAGCAUUUGCAAUCUGGCGCUAAGCGUGUGGCGGACUUCUUUCGUGGCCGCCCACAUUCCGUGCUGGCCAUGGAAGAAACUGCUCGCAAGAUGCUUCUGGGCAACCAAGUUGCUCAAAGCGUUCGGGCAGAGACUUCGGAUUCUCCAAUGCAAGCACUUCACGCCGCAGCAGCAGCUCACCAUGGCCAAGUUUCUGCUGCAAUAGCUGUCUUGGCUUUGGCUAGUGGCGACAGCACUGUUGAUGAGGCUGGCAAUUUGCUCGUGACUGCGAAGCACGUUGAGGUGGCAAGUCGGCUCGCUGAAUUGAAUUUGCAGAUCCGCUCCGUGUUCCGUGGGCCACGCGUUGCAGUUGAGCCUGCAAAAGAACCUGUCUUACCGCCUGCUCCACCUAUUGAGAUUGCGCACCAGCCGGUGGAGCUUCAGGAUUUGGAGGAAGGGGUUCCAGAUGAGGAGAUGGAGCCGGAUGAAACACCUUUGGGUUUUUCUCACAUGCCGUCUGAACUGUUCAAGCAAGGAUUGGGCACAGACAACGCCAUGAUCUUCCAGGACAAGUUGUUUCAGGACCGCAUGCUAGUUCAAAAAGUUCUACUCAGUGGCCAAAGCAGGUUUAAAUUGGGUCGUAUUGUGGACCUCUACCACCACAUUGACACCAAGGUUGAGAACAAACGUCGCAAAAUCCGUCCAGCGCAGGGGCAGGUGAAGGACGUUUUGGUUGCAGCGUUCCAGCGCUUUCCUCGCCUGGGCUACGUGGACGAAAAGGUGGUGCCAAAUUCAAACGGCAAGAAAGAUGUCACAGUGGUUUUGCGAGGCUGGUCCACAAAUCCCUCUAACCAGAUCCGUUUCCACAACCAGGCCAUGCAGUGCUGCAAGGUGUCCAUUCGGGACAGGAGAGCCCUGUGGCAUGAUCGCCAGGCAGGGGCGCAACCAGCCCAAGAAAGCGCAGUGGAUGAGACCGCUGCUCGUGAUCCACCGCAAGAUCGGAGAUCUUCAACGGAUUCUCGCACCCCAGCCCCUGCCACGCCGCCAGCGUGCGCGUCAAAGUCCGGACAGGAGACCGGAAGACGUUUGUGCUUUUGGACAGAAAAAUGGCUGGUGCGCGUUACUGUGGAUGCUUUGUCCAUGCCGCAGGUGCUGUUUCUUUCUGCUUUAGGAUACGGUGUGGCGCUGUCUGAGCUGCAGGAGCCGAUCUACAAGGAAGGCAAGAGGCAGAGGGGCGUUGUGAUGUGUCAAAUCGUUGCACCAAUAUUUGAUACCUUUGCCUUCGCAACCACGCCCACACCACCGGACAACAUGAAGGGCUUGCAAAGUCUUGGGCUCGGCAACGAUUUGACACAUCACAACGCCCCUCUGCCUCUUGCCUUCCUUGUAGAUCGGCGCUUGCGCUGCCUUAAAGCCCACAUGCAGGCGUGCACUUAUAGCAAACUGGCAGACAUACUGCAACACUUGACCAAGCAGUUGCUAGCCAUGCCGGCGUCUACGGAUGAGUUGUCAGACCUGGAUACGGAUGGUUUGCUCCAGCAUGCCUUGGAUGUUGUCCGGGACAAUUUCUCAUCCGAACAUCUUCCUCAAAGUAUCCACGACUUUCUCCUUCCCAUCAGUGUCGCGACUUGCCAAGGCUUGUUUGCAACCACAACGAUGUUGGCUGCCGCCAUGCCAGCCCUAACAAAUGGUGCUUCGGUAGAGCUGUGGUCUCAGAAACCAUCACCCUUGGCUCUGCUAGCUAUUCAUGUGGCCAAGCCCCAGAAAGGCAAGAGCAGGCUGCACAACGCUCUCGAAAUGCUGUUCGAGCAAGCCGAUGUAUGUGUCCAGCAGUUGGCCACAGAGCAUGGCAAAACCUUGCGGGGGGACACAGAAGGCGAUGCCGCCGUACCAUUCGUGGCAAAAUCCGUCAGUGUCCAGAGUGUCACUAUGUCUGAGUUUUUCUAUCGGUGCAGCACUGAUUUUCCUCAAUUUGAGUAUGGCACCAAGAAAGACAAAGACACUGCCCGCUUGUGGUAUGGACAGGCAUGGAAUUUGGACGGGGCCUACGAAAUGCUGGAGAGCUUGAGCCUUUUGGGUUGCCCUGGCGACAAGGCCCGCUCCGGAGCAGUCAACCCGCAUGCUUCCACCUUGAAUACUCUGAUCCAACGCGGAAAGACCAAGAGGGCAACCACGUAUGAAGGGAACAGUUCUCAACACAUCAGCCUCAGCAUCUUGGGCAAUGCCCACCCUUCGAAAAUCAUUGCGAUGGAGCGGGGCCUACAAGGACAGCACACUGCCGCAACAAAGGAGAGAUUCCUGCUGUGUGUUGACCACAGCGUUGCUCGCCAUGAUGCUCUCCCUCAGAGCAUGUUGGAUGCUGAUCCUGACUUACCGCAGUGGACCUGGCUUCCACUCACUCCUUUGCAGGCCACUAUUUUCGGGUGGACUGAUGUUGUGGGGAAUCCAAGCUACUUCAGCGACAAGGCGGACGUGGCUGAUGAGGAGCAUGGGGAGGAAGGCUUUCCCAUGACUUUGCCAGAUGGGGUUCCUUCGCGUGUUCGCUUCGUGGCCAUUGCUGGAGGGGGCUUACAGACAGAAUUUCGCAUUUCUGGGCGCUGGCACAUGCAAGACCCUACCAAGCAUUUGCAAUCUGGCGCUAAGCGUGUGGCGGACUUCUUUCGUGGCCGCCCACAUUCCGUGCUGGCCAUGGAAGAAACUGCUCGCAAGAUGCUUCUGGGCAACCAAGUUGCUCAAAGCGUUCGGGCAGAGACUUCGGAUUCUUCAAUGCAAGCACUUCACGCCGCAGCAGCAGCUCACCAUGGCCAAGUUUCUGCUGCAAUAGCUGUCUUGGCUUUGGCUAGUGGCGACAGCACUGUUGAUGAGGCUGGCAAUUUGCUCGUGACUGCGAAGCACGUUGAGGUGGCAAGUCGGCUCGUUGAAUUGAAUUUGCAGAUCCGCUCCGUGUUCCGUGGGCCUCUACCUUCCUCUGGUGAGCAACCGGAAAAUUCAGACAGUGAAGCCGACAUCUCCAAGCCUGUGAGGAAUUCCGGUGCGUUUGCAGAGCCAGCCGCAACACAACCCAGGCCACGCGUUGCAGUUGAUUUGGAGGAAGGGGUUCCAGAUGAGGAGAUGGAGCCGGAUGAAACACCUUUGGGUUUUUCUCACAUGCCGUCUGAACUGUUCAAGCAAGGAUUGGGCACAGACAACGCCAUGAUCUUCCAGGACAAGUUGUUUCAGGUUGAUAACAAACGUCGCAAAAUCCGUCCAGCGCAGGGGCAGGUGAAGGACGUUUUGGUUGCAGCGUUCCAGCGCUUUCCUCGCCUGGGCUACGUGGACGAAAAGGUGGUGCCAAAUUCAAACGGCAAGAAAGAUGUCACAGUGGUUUUGCGAGGCUGGUCCACAAAUCCCUCUAACCAGAUCCGUUUCCACAACCAGGCCAUGCAGUGCUGCAAGGUGUCCAUUCGGGACAGGAGAGCCCUGUGGCAUGAUCGCCAGGCAGGGGCGCAACCAGCCCAAGAAAGCGCAGUGGAUGAGACCGCUGCUCGUGAUCCACCGCAAGAUCGGAGAUCUUCAACGGAUUCUCGCACCCCAGCCCCUGCCACGCCGCCAGCGUGCGCGUCAAAGUCCGGACAGGAGACCGGAAGACGUUUGUGCUUUUGGACAGAAAAAUGGCUGGUGCGCGUUACUGUGGAUGCUUUGUCCAUGCCGCAGGUGCUGUUUGUUUCUGCUUUAGGAUACGGUGUGGCGCUGUCUGAGCUGCAGGAGCCGAUCUACAAGGACGGCAAGAGGCAGAGGGGCGUUGUGAUGUGUCAAAUCGUUGCCGAGCCCAAGACUUUGCAAGCCCUUCAUGUUGUCCGGUGGUGUGGGCGUGGUUGCGAAGGCAAAGGUGUCAAAUAUUGGUGUGGCUUUCUGGAGAGGAGAGCUAGCGAAAUUGGUGGAGAAGUGCAGGAGGGUUUGGCGAACAAACUUUUGUCUUUGCCACUUGAGCGUCUGCAGCAGUUCCAUGCUUCCGGGGACAGACAAGACAUUUUGGCCAUGGAUGGAAAUUGCAAGCUUCACCGAAGAACCUGUGGGGUCCCCUGUGCAGAAAUUCUCGAGACACUCUAUGCCACAGACACAUGGAAGACCGCGACCGGCCAGUGCCUCCGAUGUAACGAGGACUCUGUGUUGGCGAAUCAUUACAGGCCUCUCCAGAAAGCCACACCAAUAUUUGACACCUUUGCCUUCGCAACCACGCCCACACCACCGGACAACAUGAAGGGCUUGCAAAGUCUUGGGCUCGGCAACGAUUGA
Cladocopium goreaui is the source of this 5400-nucleotide messenger RNA. NCBI's taxonomy places the organism in Eukaryota, Dinophyceae, Suessiales, Symbiodiniaceae. The record is from the annotation of a GenBank genome assembly.